CGAGCCCCCGUGCGCACGCGCCCCUGGAUUUAUCCGGUUGCUAUGGGCCGGCGUCUCCUAGCAAUCGGCGAGCGGCGAGGUGGAGCGGCACCGGUGGUAGUGCGGCGAACAUGGGGCCGGCCAAGAAGAAAGAGAAGCCCGGCGGACGGAACCCGCCCGACGACAAGCCGGAGCUGACCUCCUCGGCGAAGGAGCUGUACAUGACCCAGAUCAGGGACUUGGAGAGAAAGGUGACCAGGUACCAACGGAGGUUAGAUGAAUUGGAAGUAUCAAGAAGUGACAUGGUUGAGAAGCAUGAGCAGCUUGGCAAAGACUUGCAUGAUGUCAUUGCCUACCUGAAGAAGUGUCUGAAUCAGAAAAUUGAUGAGAUUGCUGAUUUGAAUGACAAGUUAAUUGCCUUGAAACAAGCCAAAGACAAUGAGAAGGAUUCCUAUGAAAUCCAGCUGUCACAUUUACGUCAAGAGUUUCAGGAAACCAAGGAUCAGCUCGCGUCUGAGAAUAUGAUUUUAGCUGGGAAGCUGGAUGCACUUGAAGAGUUUCGAAUUCAGAAGGAAGAAUUGAUGAUGAGGUUUGCUUCACUUGAAGAACAGUUAAAGCAUCAGGAGAAAGAGCACAAUGAGAUUAUUUAUGACUUAGAACGGAGGGCAGUGGUGGAUAAACAUAGGUUAAAGAAGGAAUUGGUUUCUCGAGUGAAUGUUGUGGCUGCAGAAUUCCGUCGCAUCUCAAAAAAACAGGUGGCAGAGACAACAAAAAGGGCCAUCCGUGAAAAUGCAUCCAUCAGCAACAAGCUGGGAAAAAUAUCGGACAAAAGCAUAAAAGUAAUAAAGGAGAAUGAUGAUUUGAAAUCAGAAGCAAAGAAGCAACAGCGAACCAUUCAUAUCUUGGAGGACAAUCAGAAAGAACUGGCCAAGAAAAAUUUCAGCAACCUGAAGGUUAUCCAAAUGCUGACUGAGAAAUGCAAACAGCAGCAGGAAUCGUUAGAAAAUUGUAUGCAGAGAGAGAAGGCGAUACCACAACUUGAAACAUCCAUCAAGAAACUAGAGGAACAAAAUGAAUCUUUAAGGAACAAUGUAAUCUCUGUUCAGAAGCAACUGGAGACAAAGCAAUCUCAAUUGGACAAUCAGAGAAGCCUCAUGGAACAACAGGAAAAACAUAGGAAACACUUGGAGAGAGUUCUGUCUGAAGCUGCCUAUGCUCUGAAAGAGGUGCUGCAGGACAAAACGGAAUGUGCAGACGAAUCCUUUUCCAUGACCAAUCAAGAGAAGACAGAUUCUGAGGAGCUGCUAUAUGCUCAGCGCAGUCAAAUGAUGCAGAAAUUACUGCUCUUACUAAACAGUGCAGCCGUACUCGGACUUGGGCCUUCACUGGGGGAGUUUAUUAAAGACAAGCUGCCUCUCCUGGAACAGAAACUUCCAAGUCCUCAGGGGAGUUAUCCUUCAGCCCCUGGUGCCAUCAAAGGACCAGGCAUUCUGCCACAUUAUAAAGUAGGUGAUCUGGGUCUUGUACCCAGGCCCAAGCAAAUGUCUCCCAGCAUUGCUGAGAAAGUGGGCCAGCUGUCUAAGACAACGCGUUUUGGUUUGAUCAGACCAUUUGCCAAAUCAGCACCGACCGAAAUGACUUGUUUACCUAAGGAUUCACCUCCUGCAGAUCAGGGAAUGCAGGCCUCGAUUCUGCCCAAAAUUGCUGUGGCGUGCUGCCUUCAAGACCAAGUUUGCAACCAAACUAGUUAGACUUUUGUAAUCAUCAGUAACUUUUACAGCUAAGCUUAUUUAGACUAACAAUUAAAUAGUAUUUGCGCUCAAUUUAUCGUUCUUUGUCCAUGAUUUAGAUAAUUGAAAAUAAUUAAUAAAGUUGCAUUUUUAAAAAAAGAA
Molecule: messenger RNA, 1871 nt
Organism: Stegostoma tigrinum
Lineage: Eukaryota; Metazoa; Chordata; Chondrichthyes; Orectolobiformes; Stegostomatidae
Gene: cfap157
Product: cilia and flagella associated protein 157
Exons: 9
Coding region: 111-1730 (539 amino acids)
Biological process (GO): sperm axoneme assembly
Cellular component (GO): cilium; ciliary basal body
Molecular function (GO): microtubule binding
Source: RefSeq, a predicted model, not a curated record